CAAGCUAAAUCCCCAAUUUUCAAAGAAUAUCAACAACAAGUAGUAAAAAAUAGCUUGGCUUUUGCAGAGGCUUUUAAACAAAGAGGAUAUGAUUUAGUUUCAGGUGGCACAGAUACUCAUUUGAUACUUAUGGAUUUGAGAUCCAAGGGUGUUGACGGUGCUCGUGUUGAACGUAUUCUUGAAUUGGCAAAUAUUGCCGCAAACAAGAAUACAGUUCCUGGUGAUAAGAGCGCGUUUAUUCCAGGAGGACUUCGUGUUGGUACACCAGCUAUGACAACACGUGGUUUUAAAGAGUCUGAUUUUGAACAAGUCGCAGAAUUUAUUCAUCAAGGUGUUCAAAUAACUAAUGAUAUUUGCAAGAAAGUUUCUGGAACAAAACUCAAGGACUUUAAGGAAUAUGUUGGAGAAGAUGGUUCUUCAGAGCCUGUGAUAAAUGAGCUAAAACAUAAAGUUAUUGAUUUUGUAAAAAAAUUUCCUACUAUAGGUUUUGAAGAAAGUGAAAUGAAAUAUGCAUAA
Molecule: messenger RNA, 516 nt
Organism: Racocetra persica
Lineage: Eukaryota; Fungi; Glomeromycota; Glomeromycetes; Diversisporales; Gigasporaceae
Source: the annotation of a GenBank genome assembly